AACAACAGCAACAUCAAAAGCAGCAGCAUGGGGCCCAUAGGCAAACUAAAACUGGGCCAAAAUCCAUUGGCCAAAACCACAAUAGCAGCAGCGGCAGCAGUAUUUAUUCUUAUGAAUUUUAUCGUAAUAGCAUCCGCUGCCGAUGGACCCAAAUUGGAAAUAUUCCCCUCACAAAAGGUGCAAAGAAAAGCUGUCGGUCAGGCUAUGAUCCUCACAUGUCGUCCCAAUGUGCCUUCACCUAAUUUAGUAUCCGAUCUAACAUGGAAGGAUAAUAUGAAUAAUACAAUAUUGCCCAAACCGCACCAAAUUUAUCAACCAGUGUAUGAUUCCAAAGGACAUAGAAUACGUCAGAAUACGGGACGCCAGCCACCGAUGUUCACGGAAUAUAUGGCCGGUACAGAUAGUUUGGCGCUUAUUAUCAACCACCUUAGCGUUGAAAUGGAGGGCAAAUAUUAUUGCACAGCAUCCUAUGCUACCAAUGAAAUUCUGGAGACCAGUGUUACGGUUAAAACUUAUGUUGGCAUUACAUGGACAAAUGCACCGGAAAAUCAAAACCCCAUUUUGGGUGAAGAUUAUGUGGUCAGAUGUGAAGUUAAGGCAGAUCCCACUCCCACAAUUGAUUGGUUAAGAGAUGGAGAUCCAAUCCGCACCAGUGAAAAAUAUGUCGUCGAAACCAAUGGCCUGUUAAUUCGCAACGUCCAAGAAUCUGAUGACGGUAUCUAUACCUGUCGUGCAGCCGUCUUGGAAACUGGCGAAUUGGUCGAACGUACGAUACGCGUUGAAGUCUAUAGCCGGCCAGUUAUUACCUAUCUCCCUGACACCUUGGAAGCCACCGAAGGCAAGCCCUUCUCCGCCAAUUGCACAGCCACCGGUAAGCCAGUACCAGAAAUCUCCUGGAUUAAAGAUUCCACCCAUCAAAAUGUGGCCGCCGCCGACCGUUUCCAAGUGAAUCCUUUGACUGGUGUCUUGAAUAUUAACUCAGUAACUCAGGAUGACUACGGCACGUACACAUGUCUAGCCAAGAAUGAUGCUGGCAUGGUGGACAAGAAGACCAAGUUGAAUGUCUUGAUCACUCCCUCCAUUCACUAUUUGUACAAUGUUACCGGCGAUAGCGGCAAAGAGAUUGCCCUUACAUGCAGAUCCAAAGGUCGUCCUGCCCCUGAAAUCACAUUCCGUCGUUGGGGUUCUGAUGAUGAAUAUGCUGCCGGCACCCAAGAAGAAGAUCCCCGUGUUAUCCUAGAACAACAUUUCGAUGAAGAGAAAGGCGAAAGCUCCGGAACCCUUAGAAUUUCAGGUGCCCAGCGCAGUGAUGACGGUCUCUAUCAGUGUUUGGCCCGUAAUACCGGAGGCACUGCCUAUGCCACUGGUCACAUUACCGUUCAAUUCCCUCCAGAUUUCUCACACAUGAAAGAUUUGCCACCCGUAUUCAGCUGGGAAGAACGCAAAGUCAAUCUCACCUGCUUGGCCAUGAGUAUACCAAAUGCUACCAUUGAAUGGCGCUGGAAUGGUAAACCUCUCAAGGACAUUAACGACAAGAACUUGGAAAUUAUUGGAACUGGUCCACGCAGUGAUUUGAUUGUCCACCCCGUUGCUCGCCAGUAUUACUCUGUCUACAAAUGUGUAGCCACAAAUAUUCUUGGUACCAGUGAAAUCGAUAUUCAAUUGAAAGAGGCCCGUGUACCCGAACCCGUACCCGCAGCCCAACCUAAACAGUUGACGGCUACCAGCAUUACCUUCGAUAUACGCAGUCCUCCCGUAGAAUUUGGCAUGCCCAUUACGGCGUUUACAGUGCAAUACAAGGAGGCCACAAAUCCCGAUUGGGCAACGGCCAUGAAUCGCAGUUGGUCACCCGACUCGCCAUACAUUGUUGAAGGUCUCAAGCCUCAGACUAUGUAUCAUUUCCGUUUUGCGGCACGUAAUCAGGUCGGUUUGGGUAUGUGGGGUGUUAACACACAACAAUCGACACCCAAACGUUCGGCACCCGAAGAACCCAAGCCAUUGCACUCGCCUGUGCAAAACGACAUUGAAGAACCCGUUGUUGUUUCACCUUACUCGGAUCACUUUGAAUUGAGAUGGAGUGUGCCAGCCGAUAAUGGUGAACCUAUUGAUUUCUAUCAAGUCAAAUACUGUCCGGGUGUAAAAAUGGCCGGAACUUGGCAUGAAUUGGAAAAUCAAUGCCAAUCUGUUGAAGUAGCCGACAGUACCUCCUAUGAAAUGAGCCGUUUGGCUGGCAACACCUACUAUCGCAUUGAAUUGCGGGCACACAAUAUCAUCGGUUUCUCAUCGCCGGCAUCAGUCAUCAUGAAAACGACAAGAGGUAUCGAUGUUAUACAAAUGGCUGAACGACAAGUACUAUCCUCGGCCUCAAUUGUCGGCAUUGCAGUGGGUGGUGUAUUGCUGUUGCUUUUCAUUGUCGACUUGUUGUGCUGUGUUACCAUCAAUAUGGGUGUUAUGGCCAGUAUGUGCAGGCGCACCAAGAGAUCACCAUCGGAAAUCGAUGAGGAAGCCAAGCUGGGAAGUCCUAAUGGUUGGCGUUUCCCAAAACCUAAUUGCAGCGGCCAGCUUGUUAAGGAGCCCCCACCAUCACCGUUACCCUUACCGCCACCCGUUAAGUUAGGUGGAUCCCCAAUGGUUUCGCCAUCAGAUGAAAAACAACCGCUACAAACACCCACAGAAAGUAUAAAACAAAAUUCCACCGUUGAAUUUGAUGGUAAAUUUGUACAUUCACGAAGUGGUGAAAUAAUUGGUAAAAAUUCAGCAGUGUAA
Musca vetustissima is the source of this 2766-nucleotide messenger RNA. It is a transcript of the gene Fas2, whose product is annotated as fasciclin-2. The record is from RefSeq and is a predicted model, not a curated record. NCBI's taxonomy places the organism in Eukaryota, Metazoa, Arthropoda, Insecta, Diptera, Muscidae. Gene Ontology annotation, biological process: cell adhesion. Gene Ontology annotation, cellular component: membrane. Bases 28 to 2766 code for a protein of 912 amino acids. The transcript is spliced from 10 exons. Gene Ontology annotation, molecular function: protein binding.